AUGUACACACUGACUAACGAAGGCGGCCUGUCCCCGAGGGAGCCGGUCGACCGAAUGGAGCCAGGGAUAUCCGUCGCAUCCGACGAGGCUGCACGGCCCGUGGUGGCGCCCUGCCACCGGCGGGCCAUGUCCGAGAACCUGGAGCGCGAGCUGCUGUGCGCGUGCGGGGCCAGGAAACGGAAGGCGCCAUACUUUGGGUGCGAGGGGAUGCGCGGCGGCAAUCGGCACAGCCCCUCGCCGCUGGGCCCAAGGAAUGGCUUCUCCAGAGACUGGAGGCACAUGGUCGGCAUGGACAAGGAUGCGAAGCCUUCGCAUGGCUUUGGGGCGGAUGCCAGGGGCUUGGCGGUGUGGCCCCUGUGGCGACCCAGCUUGGGAAGUCCCAGGGAUGCCGGGUACUCAUCGAUAUCGGCGAGCAGUGACAGCCAUUGCUUCUCAUCUGAGCACCAGGAGGGGCCCUCCAGCUCGAGCGUGUCGAACUCGCAGGUCCAGAGGCUCAGCCAGAUGCUGUGGUCUGCUGGCUCCGUGGGGUCUGUUGACUCCCUUGUGGGGGCCAUCAGGACGCAGGAAGCCCUGGAUCCCAGCAGGUCGGUGGAGGAGGAGUGUGGUUCGUCGACAUUGAGCGCUCAGGAUCCAUGGCUGCCUGAUGUGGAGCACUCGGAAGGUUGUCGUGUGGCGUCGCCAACUGAUGACUCCAAAGUGUGCGUUCCACCUGUUCCUACGGAAGGCGCCAACUGCAGCCAUGCAGCAUCUCAAGUGAAUGGCUGUCAGGGGUGUCAUGCGACUUCGUCAACGGAUGCCUUUGAAGGGAGCAGUGCAAAUAUGCCAGUGGAUGCCAAUGAAUGCAGCCAUACAGUAUCGGAAUGCUGUGAAGGCUGCCUUGCAGAUUCCCCAGUAGAUGGCUGCAAAGGGAGCCAAACAAGCUCAGUGGGAGAUGGUUCUGAAGGAUGUCGUGCGGCUUCGCUGAUAGAUUGUGCAGAAGGGAUCCAAGCAGCUUUGUUAGUACAGGAUAACGGGAGCAAGGAAGAGCUCGAGAGGAUGCCAAGCAUAGUGCUCGGCAGUGGCAGCUGUGAAGCAGAGCCGGAGAAGCUUCAGCUGUGGACGCCUGGAGGCCAUCCUGAUAAUGUGAGGUGGGAACCAUGGAUGGCAGAAGAAGACACACCAACGACCCGCUACGCAAGUGCGACUUCCAAGGAAGGGCUACAGGAGAAUGAUGAAACGAAAUCAAGUGUUGUGCUCGACAGUGGUAGCUGCGAACUGGAGCCGGAUAACUUGAAGCUGUGGAUGUCGGGUGACGUUCCAUUAAGAUUGGCUUGGGAGUCGUGGGUGUCUGAUGGAGACACGGUGGGAACAUGCUCUGUGAGCUUGACUUCAAGGAGCGGCAGAGGCAGGGGGUUGGUGUGUGAAGACGAUGAUCAGAGGGAAGUGGACAGCGAUGAGCUGUGGACAGCUCCGCGGCCCUCCGAUUCCUCCUCCAAGGUGCAAGAUGUGACUGGUGGGGGCACCAACAAGGAGGAGUUGCAGAAUGACGUGCCAAAGGUGUGUGAGAGUCCAUUGGGCAGUGUGGACAGCGUUGAGCUCUGGACAGCUCCGUUGCAGUCAGAUUCUUGCCAGGCUGAUGUGGUGGCACGUUGGGGCAUCAACAAUGAAGUGUUGCAGGAAGUUGAAACCGAGUGCAAGGAGCCCCAUGCCCUGUUUAGAUUGGGAGAGGGCUCAGAACAAGAGUCUCAGUUUCAGCUGGAAGUUGGCAGCGCUCAAGCCCAGAAUGAUGGGCAGCAGGGUGAGGUGCUAAGUGGGAAGGAUCAACCAAAAACUUUCAUGGUGUCAAUUUUGGACUCUGGUGUCUGCGAUGAGGACGUCGAUUUCGAAGCCAUGCACAUGGGUUCUGUGGGAAUGGAAACAGAACCAGCCGGACAAUGUCUGCUGCUUGAGGAACAGGAAGUGGGUGUGCGCAGACAGGGGAAUUUCAACAAUGGGGUGGCUGGGAAGGGCAGCUUGACGGUGGCAGGGCACCACAGAAGUAACACCAAACCAUGGGCUGGCAGGGAUAGCAGUGAGGAUUCUCCAGGUAGUCUAGCAGGGAAUCACCAGGUGGGGCAUUUUGGCAGGAUCAAAUGUCGUGGGCUGAUGAUGGGAGAGGUCUCAGAGAGCAGGCCAGACUGGGAGGAAGCUAACGAAGGUGAGGAAAUUGAGGAGCCGCUGACAGCCAGGGGCCUGGUGACUUCUGGCUCAUUCUCUGCAGAGGCACAAGGUGCAAGAGGGGGGCGGAUGUCACUGUGGGAGAACAUCGACCUCACAGAUCCCAGCUUUUGUUCUGAGUCUGACAAUGUGGAGUCAAGGGGUUCCUCGGUAGAUGGGUUGGAAGACCGGGCGGUGAUGGCGAGUCACAGGUCUCCAGGAUCAACAUUCUUGGGUAAAGCCAGUGGGGACGCAGAUGCUGAGGUGAGCAUUGGGAUGAGUGACGACAGUGAUGGAUACCAGACUGCACAGUCACACCAAUCGGAGAGUUGCUCCCACAGAUAUGGGUAUCCAGGUGAUCGUGCCAGCGCUCAUGUGGGGUCAACUUCAUGGGAACAGCUGCAAGAGGCCACAGCAGCGCCCAACACCAUGAAGGUGACAAGGGGCAAUCCUAGAGAGAGAACUGAGGUAGACUGUUACAUUUAUGAGGACGAUACAGAUCAUGGGUCACAAUCACCCAUGACAAACGCAUCUGUCACUCCAGUGAGCACAGCUCCCCACCAUCACCGGAGUUCGACUGGGAGCACUUCUUGGGAGCGAAUGGAUGAUGAUCUGAUGCUAUCAGGUGGCACAGUGAGGAUGGAUGACACUCUCAUGCUUUCAGGAGGUACAGUGAGGGGUCUAAGUUCGGACAGUAGCCAGGACGAUGAUCAACGCACCCCAGUGUGGAGUGUGGGGUCCAGAGAACUGGCAACGCUGGAUGCCAGGAGUCCACCAUGGGGGGAAACUUGUGAGCCAGAGAUGGCAGACAUUACAGAAGUGUGCGGAGGGUUCACCAUGAGUCACCGUGGCGAUCCUCUGGAAAGCCUGUUGGAUUGCCCCUCUGCAGUUGGGCACAAGCGGCUGCAGACUGUGCUGGAGGAGUCUGUGAUGUCUGAAGACAUGCUGAGCGACGAUCAUCAGACUUGUGGAGACUCAUCGAGCAAGGAGCUGGAUGAAGGAGUGGUGCCGGGAGUGACACCUCAGGGACUGCAGGAUCAGGGACAGGAAGAAAGAUCCCCACAGAGGAAAGAGGAAACUGCACUCAGGAGGUUCUUCUGCCCAGAUUUCAUACGUUGCCGAACAGCCAGGUCGCGGAGUGACUCAGUUGCAAGUGGCACCAGGUCUGCUUUGGAUGGCCAGGCUGUUGACCUGCAGGCCACGCUGCUGGACGUAGAAGACAGAUGCAAAAGCGCUCCUUGCAAAGUAAGUGGCGUUUUUGAUGGCUUCUUCAGCAUUGAUUCAGAGGUCUCGGAAUUUUUUGUCCAGCCUGCAUCUGCAUUGGAUGGAGAGGCUGCACCCAGUGACCGUCCAGACUCAAGACAGAGCGACCCAAGUGCAAGGGGCAGCAAGGAACAGAAGCACGAGACAUCCUCAGAAUCGGCUAGCCCGAGCAUCCUGCGGUGGCUGAGGUCGAAGCUCACCUUGAGGUCAUCACCAACCUCUUCUUCAGAGGGUACGUUGAUCGGCAGUGUGUCCGAGCAGCAAUCCACCAUGGAGAGGAAGUCAAGCAGCUUCCGGACAGCCUCUGACAAGGGCUCUGAUGCCACAUCCAGCAUCAGUCUCUCGGACAUGCCCGCCCUGAGCUCACAGGGAGUUGGUGGCCCAGAGAUGUAUGAUGUGGUCCUCAACUCGGACAUCUACGAAUCCAACCCGAUCGAGUAUGGACCAGAGGGGCCAAUUCAGCUGUACUCCAUGAUGAGGCCCAGGCUUAGAAGCCUGGGAGUGAAUGUGGACAAGUGGGAUGCCUUGUCUGGCCAACCUGUUCCUGUGAUCGACUUCUUCGACUGCAUCCUAGAGGAGGCGGACAACAUGGGCAUUGAUUUGUUCAGCAUUAUGGAGGAGACAGCUGGUCAGGACCACUCCCUGGUGAUUGCCAUCAGGGAGGCCCUUUACCGGGCGCCACUCUCUGAAGAUGGCGACAAGAACUCAUCCAACAAAUUUGAAAAGGAGGACGACCGUGGGUCAGAACAGUGGCAGAUCGAGGUGGAGAGCAAAAAUGGGGCCCCCACCAACGGUUCAGGGGAACAGGAGGACCUGGGAGUGGGAAGAUACUCCAUGGACGUCCUUGACGCCCUGUCAGAGUGUGGCAUCAAUGCUAUGUUCUUUGACAGGGACAUGAGCCAGUUUGGAUCUGAGGCUGAGUACUACUGCCACAUGGCCGACUGCUUGAAGUCUGAAGGUGUAACACUGACACCAGCAUUGGUGGAGCGCCUUGGUGAGACCCACCCGCUCUCAAUGGCAAUGGUCAGUGAGCAGUCAGUCGCCUUACUGAAAGGUAUGGAUGCCCCAGCACCCCAGCCGAUGAGAAUCACCAUGCAAACAUCUUUUGGUGCCACGUUAUCUUCACAUGGCUGGGAAUGGCAGAGAUUUGGUUUAGGCAUUCAUAACCAUUGA
Ostreobium quekettii is the source of this 4611-nucleotide messenger RNA. The record is from the annotation of a GenBank genome assembly. NCBI's taxonomy places the organism in Eukaryota, Viridiplantae, Chlorophyta, Ulvophyceae, Bryopsidales, Ostreobiaceae.